AUGAAGGUCGCAUCAGUCUUCUUGAGCGCCUUUGUGGCCGCUACGUUUGGCGUUCCUCUGGACCACGUCGUCCAUGAGACUCGUGAAGCUACCACGGCCGUCUUGGAACAGCUGUCUGCACCGGCGACCGAUACAAUUGUCCCUGUGCGCAUUGCUCUCAAGCAGCGCAACUUGGAAAAUGGCAUGCAAUACCUGCUCGCCGUAUCCGAUCCUGCCUCCAAGGACUACGGAAACCACUAUACCAAGGCCGAAGUUGCGAAACUCUUUGCUCCUAGUGCCGAAUCGAUUGAUACCGUCACCAACUGGCUGAUCAAGAGCGGCAUUCCGGCCAAUGAGAUCAAGUCUGGAAGCAGCAAGGGCUGGCUUGAGUUUGCAACAACUGUAUCCAAGCUUGAAUCAAUGCUCAAGACAGAUUAUAGCUUCUAUUCACAUCCUGAGAGCAACACGGAGCAUCUUGGUACCGACAGCUACAUGCUACCCUCGGGCGUCUCACCUCACGUGGACUUUAUCACGCCUGGUGUUGCCAUGGCCCAGGUCAAGAAGAGACGUGCAACAGAGAAACGCGAUGAAACAAAGACUGCGCCAUUCCCCAGAGUCAUCCCAUUUGAGCCCUAUCCAAACCAAAACAAGGCAGCAGCCGCUGCUACAGCUGACGGACUUGACGACUGUGCUAGCCACAUGACACCCGUCUGCAUCAAGGCGCUUUACAACAUCUCUGAUACCACGCUUGCGAACCCCAACAACAAGCUUGGUAUCUUUGAGUCUAAUGAUGAGGAGCAUACACAAGAGGAUCUGGACAUGUUCUAUGGUACAUAUGCACCCAACAUCCCCAAGGGUUUCGGCCCCGACAUCCAUCUCAUUGAUUACCUGAUUACCAAGCCGGACCCCAACAACGCUGUAGGUGAGGCUGCCUUGGACUUUGACGUCGCCAUUCCCGUGGUGUACCCUCAAAGCACAGUUCUCUACCAGACGCACAGCAACUUUAAUGGUCUUACCACUCUAGGAUUCUUAAACCAGUUCCUGGAUGCUGUUGAUGGCUCGUACUGCUCCAAGGACGGCGGUGACGACAUACUUACCGACGGCGUCACGCUCUUUGAAGAAUGCGGCACUCUUGCACCUGCCAACGUCAUCUCUUUUUCAUACGGCCUGACCGAAUCGGCUUGGCCUACCAAGUAUCUCAAGCGUCAAUGUGACGAGUUCCUCAAGCUCGGCCUUCAGGGCAGCUCACUUGUCUUUGCUAGUGGUGAUGGCGGCGUUGCUGGCGGCCACGGCAAAGACUGCAAGGGCAAGAACAAAGAAAUCUUCAACCCUGCGGCACCUGGAUCUUGCCCCUAUGUCACCUCUGUUGGUGCGACACUGUUACCUGCGGGCUCCAAGAUUGGAGACCCCGAAUCUGCUACCAUCCGCUUCGGAUCUGGCGGCGGCUUUAGCAACAUUUGGACUGCCCCGUCCUACCAGACUGAUGCCUUGGCUACCUACUUCGCAAAGCACGACCCUGGAUUCCCCAGUUACAACACCUCCGAGAACAACGUCCCCAACAACGGCGGCAUCUACAACCGCAUUGGUCGUGGCUUCCCCGAUGUUUCUUCUGUCGGAGACUAUGGUGUUAUUGCAUUCAAGGGCAAGUUUGGCCGCAUUGGAGGUACCUCUAUGUCGGCGCCCAUCUUUGCAGCCAUCCUCAACCGCAUUAAUGAGGAGCGCCUCAACGUCGGUAAGAAGGUCAUUGGCUUUGCCAACCCGGCCUUGUACAAGAACCCCAGCGCAUUUCGCGAUGUAACUCUAGGUGCGCACCUUGGCGAUGCUACUUGCAAUGGCAAGGGAUUCUCUGCCGUUGAAGGCUGGGACCCUGUUACUGGCCUCGGUACGCCCAAGUACCCUGAGCUCCUCAAGUACUUUUUGGACCUCCCAUAA
Molecule: messenger RNA, 1911 nt
Organism: [Torrubiella] hemipterigena
Lineage: Eukaryota; Fungi; Ascomycota; Sordariomycetes; Hypocreales; Clavicipitaceae
Source: the annotation of a GenBank genome assembly